Messenger RNA from Suillus clintonianus, 1317 nucleotides. RefSeq lists its product as uncharacterized. The transcript has 3 exons. Lineage: Eukaryota; Fungi; Basidiomycota; Agaricomycetes; Boletales; Suillaceae. The coding region runs from base 1 to 1317 and encodes 438 amino acids. The record is from RefSeq and is a predicted model, not a curated record.
AUGCAGACAGCCGACUCAAAACUCAAUGUCUCCGAGUCCGUCUCAGGUAUCAUCGGUGCACUGCAAAACAUCCUCGCGCAAUCACAAGUCAUUAUUCCAGACCUCGAAACCACAUACUCCAAAUUCCCAAAUACAGACCACUCUGCCGUCGAUCUCGGAGGCCAGAGCGUUAUCGAUAUCAUCGCCGAGCGCCAGCAGCAGUUGGAUGGAGUUGUACACGACAUCAUGGGUCUGGAAAGCGUGGUCGAUAGCAUAAAAAAUCUUCAUCAGCAACUCGUUGAAAAGAAGGUCAAGAUCACGCAAUCGAUGAAUCUGCACAAGGGACUUGUAUCGGCUCUCUGGCGCUUUCCAACUGAAGUCCUGUCCCAGAUUUUUCACCAAUGUCUCCCGGAAACCAAAAUGUUGUUGCCAUCAAUGCUAAAAGCUCCCAUACUGUUGACAGGAAUAUGCCGACGAUGGAGGGAGGUCGCUGUGGGCAUGCCCAGUUUAUGGUGCAGCCUGAGGUUAUAUGUGGAAGUCGACGAUAGACACUGGCACCGGGCAGCUUUCUGCUAUGACAUGUGGCUCAAGCGUUCACGAGGACAUCCGCUCUCAUUGGCAAUCGGUUGCAACCACUCAACCAAACUACGAAGCCUUCUUCAGCCUUACGUCACUCACAUAAAAUCUCUCCAAGUCUCUAUUCGUUCCUUCCAGGGCGGGUGCCCCGCGCUUUUUUCAACAGACCUCCCAGCGCUUCAGGAGCUGACAAUACUAGGAAUGCGUCAUCCUGACACUCCAGCUAUUGCACAAUCUAUCUCGCGACUGUCGUCCACUUUGCGCAGUCUCAAGGUCAUCGAUAUGAAGCCAUUUUUCGACCUCGAGGACUUAUCGUAUUUCAGUCCCGUAUGGGCCCACCUGACGGAUGUCCAAAUCGCCCUUAGUCACCCGAAUGCAGUCAUCCACUUACUCCAGUUAUGUCCCAACCUCUCCUCGUUAACUCUCCGCAUAGCAUGCGAGCAAAUAGAACCCUUAAACUUAGAGUCAUUCGCGCACGCCAAAAUUCAAUCCUUGCGCAUCGUUUAUGACUCUUUGCUCACACGCCAUUUGUCUGGCCUGCUCAAUGCUCUGUUGCUCCCAAAUUUGCGCGUGCUUGAAGCUCGCCGCAGUGCACCAUGGCCUCAUGAGGAUUUGAAGGCAUUCUUGGCACGGUCAGAGUGUCCCUUGGAGACCCUGAUUUUUGGUGGGCGGGUGACGAUGACAGAUGUGCAGCGAGCUGAAUACGUUGCCCUCAUUCCUUUCCUCAAAGUAGUAGUGGAUCAUGGUAGUAAAUACAUUUGA